This is a messenger RNA of Cucumis sativus (cucumber), 351 nucleotides long. RefSeq names its product E3 ubiquitin-protein ligase RNF115. The coding region runs from base 1 to 351 and encodes 116 amino acids. NCBI's taxonomy places the organism in Eukaryota, Viridiplantae, Streptophyta, Magnoliopsida, Cucurbitales, Cucurbitaceae. The transcript has a single exon. The record is from RefSeq and is a predicted model, not a curated record. Gene Ontology annotation, molecular function: zinc ion binding.
AUGGCUACAUCAGCUAAUUAUGCAGCAAGUUACAUCAUGGACAUUGAAUCAAUGUUCGAUCUCGACACAGUCCUCACCGGAGCCGAUGACUUCUAUUACUUCCACACCGUUGUAGCGCCACCACCCGUGAUGGUUGCUGAAUUACCGACAGUGGCUGCAGCGGACGAUGUAUGUGCGGUUUGUAUGGAGGAUUUUCUGCCGGAUGAAGGCGGUAAGCAGAUCCCAUGUGGCCAUGUGUACCAUCAAUCUUGCUUAUCGUCUUGGCUCUCUAUCCGCGACUCUUGCCCUCUCUGCCGUUGUCAUAUCGCCCCCGGUGACAAAACGGAGACGUCCAAAACCGUACAAGUUUAG